CCAUGCCAUAAUCGGGAGCCCAGCCUGGGGCCGUGGAUGGCAUUCCGAUGUGCUGUGGUACUAGAUAUCGAAGGCGCGAAUUCUAUCGAGGAAUUAACAAGCGAGAGUCAAACGAGUUUGUUGAUUCGUGGGCGAUACCUCAGUCGGACGCGUGCUCCCAUGACGAAAAACUGCACGUACUUGCUGGGCAGAUGGAGAAGGCGUUCGCUCAAAGUGCCGCUACUCCGAGGAACGGGAGUGUUCCACCAGAUGCGUGGCGUGCGUGGGCUCUACCGCGUUUGUCGUUAGCUCCCAACCACCCUUAAAUGUACUCAUCCGAUCAAAUACUGUACCAUUACACUAAGGACGUGCGGAUCCUUCAGCGGUCUGUGCGUGCUCGUAAAGAGAAUUUGUGUCUGGAUUACGUCCGUGCACCACCGUCAGGGAAAGUUAUCGAGUGCCGUCGAUUGCUCCAAGAAGCUCUUCGUGAGAUCCGUGAUCGUUUUCCCGAUGGUAUCGAUGCUAUUUUGCUCAGCGCUGGGCUAGAUACCUCGAUCUUGUCCGAGGCGAGUGCCCAGGACUUGUCUGCAGAAACGGAUGACGGGUUUAUGACGAUCUCACUCGACAAGGAAGGAAAGGCACGUCCAAUACUUCGUUUUCGGCAUGCAUUGACAGUUCAGGCCGAUCCCAAGGCCCAGGACGCUGCCUUUGCCGCUAACAUCUUCAAACGCCUGGAAAGUGUGUCAGUUGAACAGCAUCAUGUGCUGCGACUAGCUUUGGAUGAUUUACUAAAGAAUUCCUCGGAGGUAGCACAACUAUUGUGUACUUGUGAUCCGAUGGAACUGCGCAACUCCCUGGUUAUCUAUGAGGCGCUGCGAGAGGCCUCAGAGCUCGGUGUCAAGCAUCUUGUGACUGGAGACGCAGCGGAUGAGGUGUUUUGCGGGUACUCGUUCUACCAUGGAAUGACCGAAGAGGCUUUAAGCAGAUAUCGAGAACGUAUCACUGCCACUAUGCAGUUCACUACGGCCAAACUUGCGGGGGAACUUGGAAUUGAGGUAAUCAGUCCAUAUCUCGAUGCUCGCAUAGUCAACUUUUCCAAAACCUUGAGCAAAAGUGACAUGGUAGGUGGGCGAACUCCAGUUCCACUUGAUGGAGAGCAAGGCGCUCAUGGCAAGUUGAUCCUGCGUCAAGCUUUCCCCGAGAGCUUCUCCCAGUGGCGCGCCAAAGAGCCCAUUGAGUCUGGUUCGGGCACUACUCGACUACGUCUCGGGUUCUUCGACUCGCAUUGGACCGAUAUGGAAUUCGCAGAGCAGCAGCGCUUUGUCUGCCGAGAGCAUAACGUGUACAUUCGGGAUCGAGAGCAUUUGUGCUUUUUCCAGGCCUUUUUGCGAGCUUUUGACGGAGACCUUGCGAAUGUGCCGCGUCGAAGAUUGAGCGAGUCGACUCAAGUUGUGGAAGCUCACGGACAAGAGGAGACAGCGGGCAGCCCGAACGUAUUUUGUCCCGGAUGCGGAUUCGAGCUCUCACAUCCGAAACAGGACUUUUGCGUCACUUGCGGCUGCUGGCCAACGUGCAUCUCACCCACCAACGACACGCGGGGAUACGCGACAGAAGCACUUGCCAAACUUAAAACCGAGAAGGAGCGUCUCCUACAGCACUAGAAAGUUUGCCAAAGGGUAAGAUCAUUGGAGUAUCAAACUGUUAUGGCCAA
Phytophthora infestans T30-4 is the source of this 1690-nucleotide messenger RNA. RefSeq lists its product as uncharacterized. Gene Ontology annotation, molecular function: asparagine synthase (glutamine-hydrolyzing) activity. The coding region runs from base 306 to 1640 and encodes 444 amino acids. The transcript has a single exon. Lineage: Eukaryota; Oomycota; Peronosporomycetes; Peronosporales; Peronosporaceae. The record is from RefSeq and is a predicted model, not a curated record. Gene Ontology annotation, cellular component: cytosol.